This is a messenger RNA of Notothenia coriiceps (black rockcod), 571 nucleotides long. Its product is annotated as voltage-dependent T-type calcium channel subunit alpha-1G-like. The record is from RefSeq and is a predicted model, not a curated record. Gene Ontology annotation, molecular function: high voltage-gated calcium channel activity. Gene Ontology annotation, cellular component: membrane; voltage-gated calcium channel complex. The transcript is spliced from 2 exons. The annotation marks the transcript as partial. Lineage: Eukaryota; Metazoa; Chordata; Actinopteri; Perciformes; Nototheniidae. Gene Ontology annotation, biological process: calcium ion import across plasma membrane.
AUGAGCUACAUCCAUGUGAAGGUCUCGGACGCUACGCUACUUUCAAAAACUUUGGGAUGGCUUUCCUGCUGCUCUUCAGAGUUUCAACUGGAGACAACUGGAACGGCAUAAUGAAGGACACGUUGAGGGACUGCGGGCAGGACUCCAUAACCACCUGCUACAACACCGUCGUUUCUCCCAUCUACUUCGUCUCCUUCGUGCUCACCGCUCAGUUCGUCCUCGUUAACGUGGUCAUCGCCGUCCUGAUGAAGCACCUGGAGGAGAGCAACAAGGAGGCCAAGGAGGAGGCGGAGCUGGAGGCGGAGCUAGAGCUGGAGAGGCAGCUGAUGGGGGGCAACAUGGAGGGGAGGUCCCCCCAACACAACCCUCUGAUCCUGGGCAUGGACAGGAGCAGCGCUGGGGGGUCCCCCUGGAGGUCUGGAGGAGGAGGAGGAGAGGGAGGAGGAGGAGGAGGAGGAGGAGGAGGAGGUGACAUGGAGUCGCCUGAUAUACCCAGAGACUCUGUGAACAUCAGAGCAGAUUCACCUUCAUGUCUGGAGCCCCCGCUGGAGGUGAGGAAUCUCUUUAUUUG